Messenger RNA from Gossypium arboreum, 1061 nucleotides. RefSeq names its product ribonuclease 1-like. The record is from RefSeq and is a predicted model, not a curated record. Gene Ontology annotation, cellular component: extracellular region. Gene Ontology annotation, biological process: RNA catabolic process. The coding region runs from base 45 to 821 and encodes 258 amino acids. The transcript has 3 exons. Gene Ontology annotation, molecular function: ribonuclease T2 activity; RNA binding. Lineage: Eukaryota; Viridiplantae; Streptophyta; Magnoliopsida; Malvales; Malvaceae.
AGAAGAAAAAACUUGAGAAGUCGUAACUAGAAAAAGUAGAGAAAAUGCAAAAGACGCAAAUAUUGGUGGUAGCUGUAGUGUUAGCCGGAGUAAGCUUGGUAGUUUCAGACGACGACGUGAAACCCUUGGAUUUCUACAAAUACAGUCUGCAAUGGGGACCAUCUGCUUGUUUAUAUCCUCCUCCGGGAAAGAAGUGUGAAGGGAGACCCGAAGUGAGGUUUACCAUCCAUGGUUUAUGGCCACAAUAUAAUAAGGAUACGCCGGUGCCUCCGUACUGUGAUGAUCUUACAUGCACCAACACCAAACCUACUUCAGCAAAUGAAGUUGUGGAAAUGUUGAAGAAGAGCACAUCGCAAAAAAAAUUAUCGAGUGAUUGGCCAAAUCUUUAUGCAAGGCAAGGAAGAAAAGAAGAGGAUAAUUUGGAAUUUUGGAAAUACGAAUGGAAACAACAUGGAAUGUGUUCGGAUUACCCCAACAAGCCUUCUGACUAUUUCAGUGUUCCCUUGAACCUCCUAAAACGAUUCGAGAAUUUAAAAAAAGAUUUGGGAUUUGAACGUGGUAGCGAAGUGGGCGACAUUCUGAAAAAUCUGCAGCGCAAAGACUAUAAACAGCCUCAAAUUGUAUGUAACAUUAAAAGUCAGCUGCUGGAGAUUCGUUUCUGUUAUAAAGAAAACAAACCUUUCGAUUGCCCCAAUUGGGUGGGGAGUAAAACUUGCAAUACCCCAACUGCUAACAUCUUUUUACCCGAUGGUGCUGGAUGGACGGAUGCUGUGAAUUACAAUUUCAGUAAUAAUGGUGGUAAUUACAUAAAACUAGUUUAGUUUUUAAUUAUCUACCAUUAAGUUUAUCCCUAAUAUAUAUAUUAACUAUAUGAAUAAUGCCAACAAGCUAUUUGUUGGAUGGCUAUAAUUUAUAUGAUGGCACUAGAGUCGAGGUUGGGUCUUUUUCCUUUGAAUGUAAUGUGAUGUAUAAAUAAUUAUGAAUCUGUUUAUGUGCAGAUUCAAAUCUCUAAUGUCCAGAUUGAACAUAUAUCAAUAAAUCUUUAAUUUAUAUCUUAAUAA